AUGGGCUAUAAAAGCCUGGCCAUUGCCCCAGGCAGGACCUGCACACCAGGAAGCACUGGCAUGAGCCAGGCACCAGGAGCUGGGACAGGAAAGCUGAGGAUUUCCUCCAAGUUGGACCUGGAGCAUCCCUUGGGACCUCGUGCUCCCAUCGCCAGGUUCUACACAGCCCUGGUCACAGGGGACCUGAGGAGCCUGCAGCUCCUGACUGAGAGGUACCACCAAGAUGUCAACCUGGUCUUUGAGAUCAGUAAGAACCAGCUGGAGUGGCAGGUGAAAAGCCAAGCCUCCUAUGGACUCUCAGGGCUGUGGGCUCUGGAGGAGCGCCUGGAGCUGAGCUCCCCUCUGUGCCUGGCCGCCCGCCACGGCCACCCCGACUGCCUGCGGCACCUGCUGCGCCACGGGGCCGACCCCAACCUGGCCCCGGGGGGAGAGGCCCCCCUGCACCAGGCCUGCCUGGGGGCGCACAGCGACUGCGUGGAGCUGCUGCUGGAGUACAGGGCCCAGCCCAACCUGCUCAGCGAGCGCGGCACGGCCCCGCUGCACCUCUGCACCUCGCAGGACUCCCUGCGGUGUGCCAAGCUCCUGCUGCUGCACGGAGCGGCCGUGGAGCUGCCGAGCGAGGUGGGAGGUGACACUGCCCUGCACGUGGCCGCCAGGCACCGUCUCUGCCACCACGCCCGCCUCUACCUGCGACGCUGCGCCCACGUCGACGCCCGCAACGCGCGCCAGGAGACGGCGCUGGGCGUGCUCUGCGGGCAGGCCCCGGCCCAGGACGACCCUUCCCUGCAGCUUUUCCAGCUGCUGCUCAACCACGGCGCCGAUGUGGAGGCACGGGACGAGAGUUGGAGGCGGCCCCUGCACCGGGCCUGCGGGGUGGCCAACGCCGAGCUGGUGCGGCUGCUGCUGCGGCGCGGCGCCGACGCCAACGCCAUCGACUACGACGGCGUGUCCCCGCUGGGCUGGGCCCUGCAGGCCGCGGCCUCCCGCCCCGAGCUGCGGCCACACCGCACCGUGCAGCUGCUGCUCAACCACGGAUCCCAGAGGAUUUGGCCAUCGGCCUUCAGAAAGGUGCUGAGAUCCUGUGCAGCCGUGCCAGAGGUCAUCGAGGUGCUCUUCAACUCCUACUCCCAAAUCCCGGUGUCCCAGGAGUGGAGAGAGGCCGUGCCACAGGAGGUAUUCCAGCAGCACCAGGCAUUCUACGAGUCGCUGCUGGGGCUGGCGGGCACGGCGCGGAGCCUGCAGCACCUGUGCCGUGCCACCAUCCGGGCACACCUUGGGGACAAGUGCCACUGCCUCAUCCCCCUGCUGCCCCUGCCCAGGGGCCUGCAGGAAUUCCUGCUGCUGGAGCCCCAGGGAGUGGUGCUGUGA
Messenger RNA from Melozone crissalis (California towhee), 1368 nucleotides. RefSeq names its product ankyrin repeat and SOCS box containing 18 (gene ASB18). Gene Ontology annotation, cellular component: axon initial segment; synapse; membrane. Lineage: Eukaryota; Metazoa; Chordata; Aves; Passeriformes; Passerellidae. Gene Ontology annotation, molecular function: transmembrane transporter binding. The transcript is spliced from 5 exons. Bases 1 to 1368 code for a protein of 455 amino acids. The record is from RefSeq and is a predicted model, not a curated record. Gene Ontology annotation, biological process: intracellular signal transduction; negative regulation of delayed rectifier potassium channel activity; neuronal action potential.